AUGGCAAAACUUGCUUCAUUACCUCUUCCCACGCUUCAAAAUCUAUUAAAUCAGUACAAAAAGCACGUCAAAGCGCUGCAGUAUUCCCAUGGAUAUUCCAAUUCCGAUAUUGAAGGCUCCAUUGUUAGAUUUGAAAACUUUAUCAAUUCUCCUUUAGCAACGACUCUGCAAAAUAGACUCGAAGAAAAGGCAGCUAACACGUGGGCCUAUAUGGCAUAUAGAGAGCCAUUGGCACCCCACUCGAACUGGUGGAUGUAUUUUAAGCGACCUGAAGGUGCCGCUGAAAGACAAAUUAGGCGUGCGUCCAAAAUUGCAUAUUAUGCCUGCACGUAUUUCAGAGAGCAAAUAAAUGCUCUGGAUCAAGAAACCUUUCCAAAUGGCUCUCCAAUAUGCAUGUGGCAAUAUAGCCAAAUGUUUGGAGUAACCAGAGUCCCGAAUAUAAACUUUGAUCGUAUCCAUAUUUCUGAAUCAAACAAUAUAUCUCUUCAGAAGCUCAAAUGGAACAGUAUGGUUCCAGCAUUAUUAAAUACUAGGAUUUUCCAAGCUUUGGUUGAAAAUUUGAACAUUCGUACUGAGUUGAAAAAGAUUCCAGGAAAUAGCGCCGCGUUUAAGGCAGUGGAAGAUUCUUUAUUUAACCUUACUAUUGACCUGACAACAGAAAUAUCUCAAAAAUCGUCUAUUUCUACUAUUCCAAGGAAGGUCUUUUUAGAUUGCCAGGGAAUUUGGCUUGACAAAGCAUUAUCUUUCGUGAUAUUCAAAAAUGGAGAAGCAGCACUUAAUGGAGAGUUAUCCAAAGCUGGGUUUUCUCCUGACUCUGUGGCUCAAGCCAUAAUCGUAUUGGCAUAUUACCUUGCAAGCGAAGAUAAGAAAAUCCCAGUCACAUAUGAAACAGCAUCUACUAGAAGAUACAAGCAUGGUCGUACAGAAAAUAUAAGGGUGUUGUCAGAAGAUGGACAUUUUUGGGCAAAAUCAGCAUCUAAUCCUUCUGAAAAAAUCGAUGUUCUUGUAAAGAAUCUUGAAAACUUCACGGCUUCUCAUUUAGAGACAGCGAAAAACGCAUCGUUUGCAAACGCCUUAGAUAGGCAUCUCUUUGGACUUAUGAAGACUAGAAAGGAUGAAGAGGAAGCACUAGAAAAAGAUCUUUUUCAGAACGACAAAAUCUUCAUGUCCAUGUUUCAAUUUGAUAUGUCUACCUCAAAUAUGUCACCGGGAAAUUCUUUCCAAGGACUGGGAUUUGGAACACUUACACCAUCCGGUGCUUGGGAACAUCAACAUACUGAUCAGAGAUACCCGAUGUUUGAUUGUCCAAGGUUUGAUGCAAAUGGCCAGAUACUUGAAGGAAAAAGUAAGCCCAUCUCGAAGGAAUGGUAUGUUAAUGAGUCAAGGGCCCAAAAAUUCAAAAGGAAUCUUCAAAAGGCCAUCGAAAUAACGAGAAAUGUGCUCGAUUAUAAACGUGGCAAGUCCAAAUUACGAGCUCUAUCUUCCUUAGUUUCUUCUCAUGGAAAGGCAUGUGAGACGCGGUUUAAUCCAUUCGAAUAUGUCGGCAGGAACUCAACACAGCAACAUGCGGCAGGGUUUUGUAUUCCUAUUGAAGACCUUCACGUUUCAUCUAAUAGGCUCCUUCAAGAGUUAAAGAGCCCAUUAAAUUCUGUUUUCAAGAAGGAUUAUGCAACUAGAUCCAAGGCCCUUCAAUCCAUCAUUGACAUUAGUUUAAAAUGUGACUGUUUUGAUGAAUUCUGGGAAGCGAUUUUCCCUUCCUUUAGUUUGUUGUUCAUCACUUUAGCUGAAGAUCCAUCAUAUAGUAUUCGAACAAAACUAUUUGAGCUCCAUUUAAAGGUAGUCUCUCACAUGAGUGCCAAACUAUUACAUGAUAAUUGGCCUUUUCUAACGGAGAUCUUCCCAUAUUGGCUGAUCUUAAUGUAUGAUCCUGAAAAAAGCGUUAGAGAUGCCGCCAGAACUUCGUUUUCUUUUCUUUCCGCAUCUAAGGAUGUUCGGUCUGUAAAUAUAGAAAUAGAGGAUGGGUUCCCUUUUGAAAAGGAUUCUGAGUUGAUGCUAAAAUUAUUUGGGUCAUCGGAAGAAUCGUUGCUCAGGAUGUUUAGUUGCGUUUUUGACCAAUUGAAAUCUAUUGUCGCAAAUUCCAAAUUUCAAAUUGAAGAUCCCCUGUUAGAAAGGAACACUUGUUCGAUUCUUCAACUUGGGUGCUUGAUGCAAACAAAGUUUUGUACCUUUUCUAACAUUUCCGAGCUUUUUUCGGGGUUUUUGGACAGGUCGUGUAUUGCGUAUCUAACCGAUUCUCGUACCAAGGGCGGAUUGUACAAAUGCUUCUGCCAAUAUGUUGCAUCGCUGUUAAAAAGCUGCAAAUCUACAUUGGUUCCUGAUGAAUCUUUGAUUUUUAUUUGCAAAUUGAUACUCAUAAGAGCCAAUAAAGACGACUAUGUUGAGUCUUUCCCUAUUCUAAAUAGCUGGACCUUGAUUGAAAAAAAUCCAAAACUCGUGGCAGAAUCCUCUAAAAUCGUUCAUGACUGGCUAUGCUCUAAAUGGCAAAUUUUACCAUCUUUCUCUAUUCUUCGAAUGAUCCCGAAAUUCGUUUAUGCUUUUUGUACUGAUCUUAAAUGGUGGGCCCUUCUCGUAUCUUCCCUUUCUAAAUGUAAUAUUUUUUCCGAGUCUCAACAACGAGAAGUUGCGCUCUGUUUGGCCGAUUGCCAGAACAAAUUCUUGCUUUUGUGUGGAAAAAAGGUGUUUGCAGAAGCUGAGGUUGAAUCCGAUAUAAUCAAUCUGUUCCUCUCCAAUUUACUAUCAGCAAAGGUAGCGUUCCCAGGAACAACGUUUUUGUCAACAUAUUUGGAUUCCAUCAGCGAUCAUAUCCAAGCAUUUGAUACCAGACUGUUCAAAAGAUUUUGGAAUGUGAUCGUUAGGAUACUCACUCCAAAUACUAUGAUUUUAAUCCCACUAGACACUCUGUUGUUUAAUAAUCCAGAGGCAAUUGAAUACUUUUUGGAAUAUGAGCCAAAAACACAGGCUCUUUCGUCUUUUAAGAUUGUUUUAAAAGGUAUACCGCAUCAUAUUUACUUUCCAGAAUACUUUAUUGAAAAAUGCACGUCUUUUGUUGAUGUUGACACGGACAUUACAAGUCAAUUGAAUUCUCUAGCAUCUUUCCCGGAAGCCUAUCCGCUAGCAUUUCAAUUUGUUUGUCAAUUUGGAAAAGACUUGAUUUCUGCUUGUGAGUCUUCGUUUUGUCAUACGCAAAGCCAGGUUUUUAGCCAAUUUCCAACCUCUGUGUUAAGGGAAAUCCUGACUCCACAAAUAUUGGCACAAUUUUUAGAUUCUCUGCUAAGCUUGGACGACAACUUGUUUGUUCCAAAGGCAUCAUAUACCUUUACCGAAUUUUUAUUCCAAGAGCCAAAUAUGAGAGUAAUAGAAUCUUUUUUGGUCAAGUUGUUCGAGUUUUUGCCAGCGAUUAAUUAUUCAGAAAAGUACACAUCAGACGCCAUUAUAUUUUUUUCGCAUUUCAUCGAAAAAUGUGUAGCGUUACCCGGUGAUAUAUUUCGAAAUGUACCGCCGAGUUCCGUUUUCGUUUUGUAUCUUAAGAAUCACAAUGUCCCGGAACUGCGAUUAAAAGCCUCUUUGUAUAUGGCAUUAAAGUAUAUUACUCGCCUUUCUGAAGUUGGUAGCUACACAUUUUUCGAU
Molecule: messenger RNA, 3687 nt
Organism: Mitosporidium daphniae
Lineage: Eukaryota; Fungi; Microsporidia
Exons: 9
Molecular function (GO): acyltransferase activity
Source: RefSeq, a predicted model, not a curated record